This is a messenger RNA of Arctia plantaginis, 411 nucleotides long. Lineage: Eukaryota; Metazoa; Arthropoda; Insecta; Lepidoptera; Erebidae. The record is from the annotation of a GenBank genome assembly.
AUGAUCUGGACGGUGAGCAUGGUCUUCGUACGAAGACCACAAAUGUACUUUCUAGUAAAUGGAAUCAAGACGGAGAUGAAACUACCCACUUCAAUUGCAGUAAUUGGGGAUGCAACUUACGAAUUGCCUGCAAAUUUACGUCGAUGGGCUUCGGAGGAGAAGGAACGGGAAGCGGCGGAACGGCGCAAGUGCGGGUACACGCACAGCGCGGGCGCUCUGGAGCAGCGCGGCCAGCCGGUUCACGCAGCAAAGAGGUACCGGCCUAGGUUUCGGCGACGGUGCCGGGAGAAUAUCUCAAUGCCAAGGGUGCGGGGGAGGGGGCAGCACAGCUACGACACGUGUCAUUUCCGGAGCUACGUGUGCCGCGCUACACCUUCGCCGGGCGUGCCCGCAGCACUCUUGGCGCGAUAA